Messenger RNA from Rhineura floridana, 4121 nucleotides. It is a transcript of the gene TMX4, whose product is annotated as thioredoxin related transmembrane protein 4. NCBI's taxonomy places the organism in Eukaryota, Metazoa, Chordata, Lepidosauria, Squamata, Rhineuridae. The record is from RefSeq and is a predicted model, not a curated record. The transcript has 8 exons. The coding region runs from base 112 to 1119 and encodes 335 amino acids.
CGCAACCGGAAGGGAGGGCCGCUGUGUGAUGGUAGCGGAACUGUUGGUGUGUGUGUGUUUUUUUUAAACACAGCUUAGGUUGGCGCCGGUUUGAUUCCCUGCUCCCCCAAGAUGGCGGCGGCUGGUCUUCUUCAAAGCGAAACGGGCGGGAAGUCGCUUGGUUGUCGCCGCUGUUGCUGGGAGAGGAGAGGGAGAAGAAUGACAGCUCUGGUCGUGCUGCUGUGGGUGGCCCGUUCUGUUGCCGCCUGGACGCCUCUUCCCACGGGCGCGGCUUACCUGGAGCCGGAUGAUGCGGUGGAGAACCGAGUCCAGGAGCUGAGCGGGUCCAACUGGAGCCUCCUGCUGCAGGGCCAAUGGAUGGUGGAAUUUUAUGCCCCUUGGUGUCCUGCUUGUCAGCAGAUGGAAUCAGCAUGGGAGGCUUUUGCAAGAAAUAGUGAAGACCUUGAACUCAGCGUAGGCAAGGUGGAUGUAACUCAGGAACCAGGUGUAAGCGGUCGUUUCUUUGUCACAACACUUCCCACUAUUUACCAUGCAAAGGAUGGAGUGUUUCGCAGAUACCGUGGCUCGAGAACACUGGAGGAUUUAGAGGGCUAUAUCCUGGAGAGAAAGUGGGAAGCUAUAGAACCUGUGGCAGGAUGGAAGUCCCCAUCGUCUAUUAUGAUGCAUGGAAUGGCAGGAAUCUUCCAUUUAUCUGGAUGGAUCAGGCAAAUCCACAACUACUUAACAGGCACUCUUGGAAUUCAUAUUUGGAGUUCUUAUGCACUCUUCAUAUUGGCCACUUUACUGAUUGGCCUUAUCCUGGGCUUGGUCCUGGUUUUACUUGCAGACUGUGUUUUUCCGCCUAAGUCCAGAGCAGAAGGUUCUGACCUGAUGGACCCCAAUGAUGAUAAAGCUGAAGAGCGGCAGGAGACACUACAACAUAUGGCAGGAGAACCAAUUACAGAAAAGGAUUUGUCUGAUGGAGAAGAUGAGGAAGAGGAGUCUCAGGACAACUUCUCAGAUGACUCUGCAGUUGAAGGAUCUGAGACAGAAUAUGACUUGGAGCACCAAGCAUCUGACAAAGUGGAGCAAAGCUCUCUAAGGCAGCGUAAACCAGAAGUGGAGGCUGAUGAACUAUAGUACAAGUAGCUAUGUAUGUACUUUAUCUGGACCAAAGAAGCAUCGGGGACCAUCCUUGAUUGCAGCUGAAGCCAAACACUUGACCUGUAAACUGUUACAGCUAAAUGCAUGCUUUGUGCCAUAAGGCUACUGUCAUUGUUUUUAGGGCCAGUAUUUUCUAACGUUUAUUCUGGAAGAUACAUUUUUAAUGUUGAGACGAUAGCCAUGACAAUCACUUUUAUUUUGUACUUGGUCUGGGGUGGUGUUGAUAGGAGGCUUUAUUUUUAGGCAAGGAUGUUAUAAGCACAGCGAAAUCUACCCAAGUGCACUCUACCCAAGCAUUCUACCCAAGUGCACAUUUUGCAUUUCUGUCCUGUCCUGACAAAUCUUAGAUAAUCUAAUGCAUGCUUUGCUCUUUGUUGGUAUAAGCUAAUCAGAUAAGGGAUUCAUAGUUUUCUGUUAAAAAGCCAUAGUAGCUCAUCAGCAGACUUAAGGCAUCUUCAGUCAUUACAAAUCAAGAGUUCACUCUUGAGUGUACAUGCAUAUACACGCAGUGUGUCAUUAUGUUUGAAGUAGUUAACGAGUAUAAGUUUAUAAGCUUGCAUUUUAUAAAACAAGUUUUACUAGUUUCAUUUUGGGUUUACUGACCUGCAUCCAAGUAGUGUUCUAUAACUAUUCACAUCUGUGUCCUACUGUGUUAGUGUAUAAUUGGCUUCCAUAUGGGUUUCCCAAAUGCUUGUCCACAAGGUGAACUUCUCACCACUUAGCUGGCUGACCAUGCAUGGGGCUCUUCAGUUUAUUCAAGACAGCUUUGAUCAUGUUGAUACCCGACGUGCAUUCCAGUGCAAGGUGGAUCAGCACCUUGCACAAUUAGAAAAUGCCACACUCAGUGACACAUUGCUUAAUUAAAAUAGUUGCUGAUACCUGAAGUAAAUGAUCACAUAUUCCUGAUGACCAAAAUACUUAUGUGAUUUCAAAAGGUUUAGGCUGUUACAACUGCCUAAAGAUGAUGAUGUGGUGUGAAACAAACAUCCUUAAUGGUUCUGGUUGAUUUAUUUAACAAAUGGUUAUUUGUUCCUAAAUGGUUAAGAAUGUUUACUAACUUCGUACAAACAUCCUUAAUGGUUCUGGUUGAUUUAUUUAACAAAUGGUUAUUUGUUCCUAAAUGGUUAAGAAUGUUUACUAACUUCGUACAUGCCGUAUGUUGAUUAGUUUAGUAUAGCUGUGUAAAUAUAGCUUCACUGUAGCCGUGGCUGUUGUCACCCUAUAUAAAUGCUGGUUGCAGUGCAUUGGAGUGAAUUACGCUUACAUUGUGAAACAAAAGCUCAUAACGAUUCAGUGGCAGCAUAAUUGGAUGACUAGGAGGCUAAAGAAUCCAGAGCAGAGAAUGAAUGACUGUUGUUGGACAUGAUCAGCUGCCAUGGCAAGAGAUGAUUCUAUUACACCAAGGGCCUUCUAUCAUACCUCAUUAUUGGCCAUGCAGACUGGUUGCCUUCUAGCACAGGAGGGCACAGGUUACCUACCCCUGUAGUAAGCAAAUGAGAGACUUAAAAGUAAACAACAAUAGUUAAAAGCAUACUUGCAGUGUUUUGCAUAGUGUUACAAAGCUCGUUUUGUGGCUCUUACCAGUAAGCUCCAGGAUGCAGCUUGACAGCAUUGCUCAAAUAAAUCCAGGUUGUCUUGAAUAUAAGCCAGGUUGACUCACCUGCAUAAAAUGCAUUGAGGUAAAAACUGCUAGGUGAAUUGCUGGAAAUGCUUUAAUGUACAUGUUUAACAUAGUGCAAAAAAACCUGGUAACCUGAGAUGCUGCUGCUCAAAAUUUGUUAACAUAGUUAAAGCAACACAUAAUUGAGAAGCCUAAAUUUUAAAAAUCUUAUUAAUGGUUCAUUUGUAAACUAAAUGUACUUUUCAUGCUGCUAAAGUAUCACAGAAGUAACAUGGUCACCUUGAUUUGAUUCUGGAACCUUCCUAACACAAUCCCUUAGCAAGUGAGGCCAAGCUUUUUUCAGAUACGUGAAAAAAAUAUUAGAGCUGUAGAAGCUGACCUUUCCAUGUUCCCAUGAAACAAAAAUGGAUGACAGCUAAUUGACUGUUGUUGCUUUGUUAAAGGUAGAGUCUGUCGUAAUUGCAGUUUUAACUAUUUAACAAAAUUUUUAUGUUUCAGAAGACUACUCACACAAUUACUAAAACCAUUUGGAGAGUAAGUCUACUUUACCUAAAAGCAUGAAGCAACACUGGCAUUGUUUGUUAGGUACUCAGAUAAGAAAGUACACGAAGGUUGCAAUUCUAAACAUGUAUAUUGGGAAGUAAGCCCUGUUGAGUUCAAUAGGACUUAGUUCUAAGUAAGCUUGUGCGGAAUCAAAUUGUCAUGUUCUGUUAACAUGACAAUCCUCAAUACUUCAUGCUCGUGAACAUAUCCUUAAGUUUAUUGCAACUUGAAGUAUAGACAUGGAACUGUAUUAAUCUUCAUUAAUAUUUCCAUUACACCAACAGAACUCAGUUGUUCAGGUCUUCCAACUCUGCUAGUUUAUUCCUAGAAAGAGUGCUGUCAGGAUACAGAUAUGAGGGUUCAUAGUACUGCUUAAGUUGAUUUAGGACAGAGAUGACAAAAGUAUCUCAAAAGAAGCUGUUGGAAACUAGCCUUUUUCAUCAUGCACAAAAAUGGUGCUGUUGAAACAGUGGCCAUAUUAACCACUAUGAACAAAUGCACUAUGGUCUACAGGGCUGUAUCAGGGUUUUAAUUUGCAUGGAUUCCCAACUUUUAAGGUGCCAAGUUCUUCAAUAAAUGGAGGGGAGUAAUUCAUUUAGAAAUUGAUUCUUAAAAGAACUGGUAUUGGGUCAAGCAAAUUUAAUCUCACGUUUGGAGCAAAUCAUUCUGGAAAAAAGGCAAUAUUUUUGUGCUCCUAAUUGUUUAGUUGAAAUGAUUAGUUUAGUUUGUGACAUGAUUUUUAUGCAAAACAAUUUAUACUAAAAUGCUACUGUUUAUUUCUUUAACUAUAUAAAAAUUAUUUAUUACAUGUCCU